AUGUCAUAUUAAUUUGGGAUCAAUCAAUUAUAGAGCACAACAGUUCCAAAUGCAAAGUACAAAACCAUCCUUUGUCGACAUUAUCAAGCAACUAAAUAAUGUGCCAUCGGUUCGAAAUGUUAAUUCGCUCAUGGAAUUGAAGAAUAAAGACAAAUGAAUGAUCCCCUGCCUGCUUCAGCACUUUCAUCGAUAGCUACUGCGCCUCAAACCACAAACAUUGAAUAACAAUAAAAAAAUUAAUAACCUUUGUUUAAAAUACCUUGCAAGUACCAUCAACUCAAUUUUUGUAAGAAUGGUUCAGGAUGCCAAUAUGUCCAUGAUUCUGACUCAUAAACACAAUCAACACCAUAGCAAUAAUAAUAACAAUAACAAUAAUAACAACAACAAUCAUAACAAUAACAAUAACAAAUCUAAUUAUCAUAACAAUAGUAAUAAUAGUAAUUCUCAUAAUAAUAACAACAAUAACAACAACCAGUCGAUGCGAUGUCCGUAACCUUGUCGCAUAUCUUGAUGGAAAUGUAACAAAUCUUCAAUCAGGAAGAUUUACUUUAAAAGGUAAGAUUUGCCAUUGAAUAAGUGAGAUAAGGAAAUUUAACAUUAGCGUGUGACUAGAUCAGAUCCAUUAUUAACUCAUCAGAGAGGACUGCAGAUGAAAUUCAAUCAUAUACAUUGUUAUAUAAUUAAUCAGUAGCAUAUUACAAAUAACUAUUAUAACAAUGA
Paramecium tetraurelia is the source of this 720-nucleotide messenger RNA. RefSeq lists its product as uncharacterized. The transcript has 6 exons. The record is from RefSeq and is a predicted model, not a curated record. Lineage: Eukaryota; Ciliophora; Oligohymenophorea; Peniculida; Parameciidae. Gene Ontology annotation, molecular function: mRNA binding; metal ion binding.